AUGAAUGAAUCAAUUCCUUUCGGAUCUGUCAACAUGACAGAUGAUGCGUCAAACAUGAUCAGCUAUCCGCCAAGUGAAAUCUACCAACUCAUCCUAAGCCUUCUAGCGGCAGCUUACAACAUCGCAGCGUUGAUUGGAAACUUGCUGAUCAUUAGAGUCGUGCCGAAGAUACCGCAUGAUUCCAUGCACGAUUCAAGCAAGGCAUGCCUGAUUAGCCAAGCAAUUGCAGACAGCAUACUUGCAACGACGAUCGCCAUCGGAACUCUCUCUGAAACCAUAGGUUCGUACGCCGGAUGGACCUACGGAAGAUUGACAUUCUGUAGAGUUGUUGGUUUCGUGCCAACUGCACUAGUAGGUGUCAGUAUCUGGCUGAUUGCGCUCCUAAACAUUGACCGAUAUGCCUUCAUAGUCCGGCCAAUGCUCUACUCCAGGCUCGCCACUCGCAAUCUCACCAUCAGCCUAUCGUUAUUCCUCUCUGUAUCGCACACCUCCCUCCUACUUCUUUUCGUGUUCAUAAAUGACGAUUCCGUUCAGAUCAUAAAGAUCAUUCCAGGACUGACGUGCGUCAUUGACUUUCAAGAUCCCAUAUUUUUGCCGUUCUCCUACGUCAUAUUUGGAAUGCCUUGGAUGGUAUUCGUAGCUCUUCUGGGCAUGUACUUUCAUAUCGUAAAGAUUUCUUUAAGUCAGCUGAAACGGAUUAGGCCACUGCAAAGACCGGACCUGAGCUUGGAGACAAGUCGAAACCGUAAAAGCACACAACCCGCUGAGGAAAUGGUCGCAGCCGCACGAGAUGUAAAGAAGGCUAGCAACAUCCCAGGAGAAAUGAUUGUUGGGGACAUUGAGAUACCUGAAGGAGCUAUGGUCUCCAAAGGAGCGAUAAUCGAGGGGACCUCGAAUAUAAGAGGAAAGGAGUUCAAACGCGAGGUCAAUAGCGAUGACUCUCCCAAAACUCACAUUGCAAUCAUCUUCAAUGGACAAUGUUGUAAGAAUGAGGAUAAAACCGCGAUACUCGAUAUACCUUCUGAUCAAAUCCGUACCCCACCCACUGCAGAGCGCCCUCACCUAAAUGAUAACAAAUCUCUCCUACUCCAGGCCCAUCUCGGUGUGAUGGUCAGCAACAAUCAGUAUUGCCGCCACCUGAUGACCUUCCGAACGGACGGAGGCAUCCUCCAAAGAAACCUGCCGGGCUGUCUACCUUGCGAGAAAACCUACGAAUUCUGCGAACCCCUCUCAUCAUCACAUUCUGUUUCUUCAUCUCUUUUCUCCCUGUAA
Messenger RNA from Lytechinus variegatus (green sea urchin), 1272 nucleotides. RefSeq names its product gastrin-releasing peptide receptor-like. The record is from RefSeq and is a predicted model, not a curated record. Gene Ontology annotation, cellular component: membrane. Gene Ontology annotation, biological process: G protein-coupled receptor signaling pathway. The coding region runs from base 1 to 1272 and encodes 423 amino acids. Gene Ontology annotation, molecular function: G protein-coupled receptor activity. Lineage: Eukaryota; Metazoa; Echinodermata; Echinoidea; Temnopleuroida; Toxopneustidae. The transcript has a single exon.